This is a messenger RNA of Panthera uncia (snow leopard), 972 nucleotides long. RefSeq lists its product as uncharacterized. The coding region runs from base 88 to 705 and encodes 205 amino acids. The transcript has 5 exons. The record is from RefSeq and is a predicted model, not a curated record. Lineage: Eukaryota; Metazoa; Chordata; Mammalia; Carnivora; Felidae.
GCUCAACCCAGACCUCCCGCUCAGGCCGGGCUGCUCUGCCCCCAGCGGUCGGAGGCCAGGCAGCCGCGUCUGAAACUCACGGACUUGAUGGCUCCCCGUGACAGAUGGAGGGGAUCAUGGAAAGGGGGGCAUGAGGAGUUGCCUUGGCCGGGAUUUCAGGGGGCUCGGAAGGCUCCCGCCUUUGCCAAGAAACUCUCCUCUCCUUCCAGGCGCUUCCUCCCCUCUCUCAAAUACACGCCGGCCCACCACGAAAGGUUCCUUCCCUGGGUGAAGGGCCGGCCUCUCUCGAACUACCAUUUCCUUGUAGCGAAGACGCAUGUCACGCUGCCAGCUGUUUGUCCUUUACCGCGAGUUGUCAGGACCUCCUCUGGGACCCUCCAAGAAACAGUUACCAGAAGCCAUGACAUGUCCCUGCAGCCGGAGGCCUUCCAGGGAGGGCCGAAGAGGCCUCCGGGGUCCAGCGUUACGUGCGGACGAAGGAAGGACCUGAAAACCAGAAGGGACUUUUUGGAUGAGGCCACAGGAGAAAGAUUGGACCCCAGCUCAAGGAAGGAGGCAAAAAAACUCAAAGGGGAGGCACCAUCCAAUACCCCACAGGCCUCAGUUGGAAACGACAAGAAGCUUCCAGGUCAGACGCCAUCACCUGGUCUCCUGGAGGAGGUUUCAGUCCUGCCGAAGUCACACAGCCUCUUCACCCACUUUUGAGCUAGUCCCAAGAGAGCCCCUCCUUCACCAGACUCUUGGUGUGUGAUGCCAUGACGCGUGCUCAUGGCCGACCCCAUUCCAUAUUGACCUGCUUUUCAAUCCCAGGCUAAGGCUGCAUUCUCGUCGUUGUCUCGAUACCUCUUCCUCGUGUGCUCCUAGAGGGCAAGACACUGUUUCUCAUGCAUUUCUGGAUCCCUGGAGAUUAGUUUAGUGCUUGGUAUGCAUGCCCAGCACAUCCUUUUUUUGGAUAAAAUUAUUUCAAAAUGG